AGUUUAUUCCUUACACAAGUUUGAUUGUCACAAUCAUCAAAUAAUUAUAUAAACAGAAAUGGAGAAGUCAUGGACGGUUGUACAAUUUAUUGGCGAAGAUACCGUUGAAGCUGUGCCAUCUACCUGGAUUAUUAAUAAUAAAUGUUAUUGGCCGCCAUUUCAAAUGGAAAAAAUUGUAGCGGCAAUCAAAAAACAUGCCGAACCUAACACAUGUUGGCCUUCAUACGAUAUUAUAACUUUUAGAAACAGCACUUAUGAUAACUAUGGAACAGCUAGAGAAAAAGCUAAAAAGGCUGAAUUUACAUCUGAAUUGACUUCCGAUAAUGACAAUAACAAAAAUACGAAAAGAAAAAUUAAUCGGAGAAAGUUUUCUUCGUCAUCAGACGAUUCUGUUGAAGAGCAUACUAAAUUAUCUACCCCUCCAGUUAUGCAAGGUUUGUUUUAA
This is a messenger RNA of Wasmannia auropunctata (little fire ant), 445 nucleotides long. RefSeq lists its product as uncharacterized. Lineage: Eukaryota; Metazoa; Arthropoda; Insecta; Hymenoptera; Formicidae. The transcript is spliced from 3 exons. The record is from RefSeq and is a predicted model, not a curated record. Bases 59 to 445 code for a protein of 128 amino acids.